Ascoidea rubescens DSM 1968 is the source of this 1800-nucleotide messenger RNA. Its product is annotated as D-mandelate dehydrogenase-like dehydrogenase. Gene Ontology annotation, molecular function: hydroxypyruvate reductase [NAD(P)H] activity; NAD binding; glyoxylate reductase (NADPH) activity. Lineage: Eukaryota; Fungi; Ascomycota; Saccharomycetes; Ascoideales; Ascoideaceae. The record is from RefSeq and is a predicted model, not a curated record. The coding region runs from base 313 to 1437 and encodes 374 amino acids. Gene Ontology annotation, cellular component: cytosol. The transcript has a single exon.
CCCACCUUUUUUCUCUCUUAAUUCAUCCGAAUUUUGACAGCCAAUGGCAAAAGUGACCUGACAGCUCCACCCAAGUGAAUAAAAACUAAAAGGAAAUGACUAGGUAGCCAUUUUCUGAGCAAGUUUUGCGAUUACACAUUUGACUGUUGCAGUCCUCUUAUCACCCAGCUCCAGCUCUUUAGUCUGGGAAGUAUCUGUUGAUUUGCAGCGACACCAUUGGUCCGAUGGGGGUGUGGACCAAAACAGCCUAUCUGCUUUAUUCAACUCAGAUACGCUGCCAGUACUGCUCGUAAUCAUCAACAGCCUCUCAAGAUGUUGGUUAAAUCACUAUCUUUGGCGCUGAAUUUCCCAGCAAGAUAUUCUCUAUUCAAACAUUUGUUUUCCACCUCAGGUUCGUCAUUUAAACAAAAGGUUCUUAGAAUUGGUGCUGUUGGACAUGCGCAUGAAGCCUGGAAAGAUCUUUCUUCUCAAGCUGAUGUACUCCAGUUGCCAUUGAUCACUGAGAAAUACCAUAGAAAGGAGUUUUUAAAUGACUUGUUGAACAACCCAGAGUUCAAGGAUAUUUCAAUCAUAACAAGAACACUUGACACGAAACGUCAACUAGGACAGUUUGACGAGGAGUUGUUAUCGCAUUUGCCAUCCACUGUCAAAGCCAUUGUCCAUAAUGGUGCAGGAUAUGAUCAAAUUGAUAUCAAGCCAUUCUCGCAGAGAAAUAUCCAAGUUUCCAAUGUUCCAAACUUAGUUAAUGAUUCCACUGCAAACACCCAUAUUUUUCUUUUGUUAUCGGCAAUGAGAAAUUUUCAAAUUGGGCAUCAUAAAUUGAUCAACAAUAAAUGGGCUAAAGUUAAUGGGGCGCCAACUGCCAACACUCCCAUUGGAUUUGAUCCAGAAGGUCUAACAGUUGGAAUUCUAGGUAAUGGGGGAAUUGGAAGAGCUGUUCGUGAUAGGUUGAUCCCCUUUGGAUUCAAAAAAAUACUAUAUUACAAUCGCAACAGAUUGGCUCCAGAUUUAGAGAAAGAUUCUAUCUAUGCUUCUUUUGAUGAACUAUUAAAGAAUUCUGACAUAAUUUCUGUUAAUUUGCCUUUAAACUCAAAAACUUUUCACAUUAUAAAUAAAGAAACAAUUUCAAAAAUGAAGGAUAAUGUUAUUAUCAUUAAUACCGCUAGGGGUCCGGUUAUUGAUGAAAUAUCUUUGAUUGAAGGAUUGAAAAAUGGCAAGAUUUAUAGCUGUGGGUUGGACGUAUUUGAAAAUGAGCCAUUAAAUGUAAAUAAGGAGUUGCUUUCACUACCAAAUGUUGUGUCAAUUCCUCAUAUGGGAACACAUACUUUCCAAACAAUGAAAAAAAUGGAAGAGUUUGUCGUUGAUAAUGUAAAAGCAUUUCUCAAAUCUGGCAAAUUAAACGCACUUGUUCCUGAACAAAAAGACUUGAAAUUCUAAAAUAUACUAAACAAGGCUGAAAAAUCUGAUUGCAACUACUUUAAUGGUGCUCUGUUUGCAUAAAAACAAGAUAUAGGUUAAACAAAUACCAAAUAUAUACGAAAUACAUAAUUUUACAAGUUAAUUAUGAAAAUAAAUCUUUCUUGUCACCAGCGAGACCAAUAAUAAACUUGCAAAAGUUUACAAAAGUUUUAUUUCAAUCAAAGCAAUAGUGGCUUAAUCCACUCAUCACUUAUUAAUCCUGAGACUACUACAAAUACAUCUUGAUUGAAUCCUGUACUAAUAAACAACACCAAUCUUAUUGAAUGGAGAAAAUUCAAGGACUAUUCAACAAGGGCUUGAAAAGUCGAUGAAACAAGUGGC